AAAUCAAUAAGCAGCACAAACAACCUGAACCAACGCGAAUAACCUGAACCGUCCAGUUAAAAGCAUUAGGAGUAUCCCGUAUUUUUUUUAAUUGAAAAAUUCGAAACUGAAUUGCAAAAUCUAACCGAUUUCCGGUUUACGUGGCUGUCUUCACCUCUGAUAUGGGAUUGGCCGGGAAAUGGGGCCCGAUAGCGGCGGUGGCUGGGAUAGCGGUGACGGCGAAGGUCUUGAGCAAGCAGUUUGGAUGGGAGCUGAACAAAGACGCCGCUCUCGAUUGGUUCAGACAAAUGUCGGAUCGGCUCGGGUUCUGGGCGAUCCCGGUCUACGUCGGCCUCCACACCGUCACGCUCGCACUCUGCCUUCCAUACGCCAUCUUCUUCGAGGCCGGCGCUUCUAUCCUUUUCGGAUUCUUUCCCGCCGUCUUGUGCGUCUUCUCUGCCAAGCUUCUUGGCGCCUCUCUCUCUUUCUGGAUCGGCAGGCUUCUGUUUAUGAAAUCUAGCUCUGCCGUGAACUGGGCCCACAACAACAAAUACUUCAAUGUGCUCUCUAGGGGGCUCGAACGGGAUGGAUGGAGAUUUGUUCUUCUUGCUCGCUUCUCACCCAUACCCUCUUACAUUAUUAACUAUGCACUAGCCGCCACAAGAGUUAGGUUCGUUUUAGAUUUCCUUCUCCCAACUGCGGUUGGCUGCCUUCCUAUGAUCUUACAGAACACAUCCAUUGGAAGUCUUGCUGGUGCUGCUGUUGCUUCUGCAUCUGGUGGGUCCCAUAAAUCUCGUGUCUCGUCUUAUAUCUUUCCCAUUCUUGGUAUCUUGUCCAGCAUUCUCAUCUCAUUGAGGGUAAAAAAGUACUCCAAGGAUAUUGUUGCUGCUGAUGAAGGCAUUCCAAGCGAUGACAGGGACACCGAUAAAUCUGUCCGGUCUAGUGUAAUGACAGGUAGCACGAAAGUGAGCAGAAUCAAAGAAAGAGAUGAAAGAUGAGCCUUUUGACUUCACUACGUCGCUAAUCAUUCAGCGUUUUUUAAUUACUUUUUUUCAUUAUCAUAUGAUGAUUGCCAUAGGUUAGUUUGAAGCAAUUGUGCCAAGGAAAUUAGCAACACAGACCACGUCUUCCUUCUGUUUUCAUUUACCUUUUCUUUUGUGAGGAAUAUGGCGAUCUUCGUCCAUGUAUUUUAUAGACAUGCCAAUCAUUUUAGUCAUUUUCUUUAAACGUAAUCUCUCGGGGUAGAAUUUAGGUCCAUG
This is a messenger RNA of Cuscuta campestris, 1238 nucleotides long. NCBI's taxonomy places the organism in Eukaryota, Viridiplantae, Streptophyta, Magnoliopsida, Solanales, Convolvulaceae. The record is from the annotation of a GenBank genome assembly.